AGUCUGGCUGCGCUCCCCGGAUAUUUACAGCGUAGAGCGACUGUCACGAGUGUUUAUCUACUGACAGCAUAAACAGUUUUUUUUUUAUCUUUUUAUUUAAAUAAACCUGUAUUUUCUUUUUUAAAUUAAUCACAGCAAAAGACGGAAGAUGCUCUCUCGGCUUUUAAAAGAGCACCAGGCAAAACAGAACGAAAGGAAAGAGCUUCAAGAGAGACGUCGGCGUGAGGCUAUAGCCGCAGCUACUUCUUUAACAGAGGCUUUGGUGGACCACCUGAACGUGGGAGUUGCCCAGGCUUAUGUCAAUCAGCGCAAACUGGACCACGAGGUGAAGACCUUGCAGGUGCAGGCCGGCCAAUUUGCCAAGCAGACCGCUCAGUGGAUCACCAUGGUGGAAGGCUUUAACCAGGCCUUAAAGGAAAUUGGGGAUGUGGAGAACUGGGCUCGCAGUAUUGAGAUGGACAUGAGGACGAUCGCCACAGCUCUGGAGUACGUCCACAAAGGCCAUCUUCAGGCUGCUUCUUCCUAGAGUGGUCUUCCUUCAGUUGUGCAGCAGAGUGAGUGUGGUUUAAGGUCUGUCAUCUCACAGACCAAUGAUGCCGCCAUCUUCCCUGGUAGAAGAGAGGUCACAAGGACAUUUGGAACUGGUUUCCCGCACCCAGAAUAAGCCUAAUUCCAGUCUAACGAAGGAUUUUCACUGAAUAGUCACUGCACUGCACUGCUCAGGCUUAAGACAUGUCCAGGAAGGCCUAUGAUGGACUGCACACUCACUGAUUAGUCCCUAAAACACAGACAGGUAAUUGUUUUGUUCAGUUCUAUUUAAAAUAAUUGUAUUGAUCAGAGAAAAAAAUAGAUCUUUUUGUUGAUCUAAAAGCACAUGUGUUUUUAUGGUACAAAGGAACAUUUGAAAUGGUUCAUAUUGUAAAUGAUUGCUUUACUUUCUUGUUCACUAUAAUAAAACAAUGUUUUUUGA
This is a messenger RNA of Astyanax mexicanus (Mexican tetra), 970 nucleotides long. RefSeq names its product biogenesis of lysosomal organelles complex-1, subunit 1 (gene bloc1s1). Lineage: Eukaryota; Metazoa; Chordata; Actinopteri; Characiformes; Acestrorhamphidae. The record is from RefSeq and is a predicted model, not a curated record. The coding region runs from base 149 to 526 and encodes 125 amino acids. The transcript is spliced from 4 exons. Gene Ontology annotation, cellular component: BLOC-1 complex. Gene Ontology annotation, biological process: endosomal transport.